UAACACGUAGACAAUGGACAUAGGGUACAUGUACUACUAAGUAGUAGUCAUUCGGAUUCGGAACAUUGAAGUCAACAAUUGACGAAGCUUUAAAAUUACUAGGAAGGUUUCAUCAUCUUUCUACCAAGAACCAGACCUAUCUAGUGUACCUAGGGACCUUCAUAGUAACCUAAACUGCCUAACCUAGGCAAAUGUUGCCACACGUCACUUUCAGAUUUUCGAGCCAAAUUUGCUAUUACACCAUUUAAACUUUUGGAUCCUGGAAAGCUCGGAAUUCCUUCAAUUUCUUCAAUUUCUUCAAUUUCUUCAUACAUCCCACAUUCUACAAAAGCCAGAUAACACAUAAUCAGAUGAUUCCGCAUCUGGUCUUUUGUAAUCGUUCCAUCUAAUCCUAACUACUUCUAUGGUCUUAUUCAAAAGCCUAGAGUAAGGAUGGCUCUUGUCGACAAUCCCCAGAUCAAGAGCGCCGAGCUGCUAUCGCCUCUACCUCUAUAUUUCCAUGCCUAUGUCGCGCCUUUCUUGAUUAUAUGGCCUAUUUUUGCUAGAGUCUUCUAUACGCCAAGUCUAUACGAUCAGCACAUUGGUUCAUCGGAGUGGACUUUUGUUUGGUGCGGCACCAUUAUCACGUUGCAGAGCUUGGUUUGGCUAAGCACCAACUGGAACAUCAAUCUCAAGGGUCUUUUUACUGCCACCAAGGUGAAAAGAGUCGAAGAUGCCCAACUGAUCAAGGUGAUUCCUAUCGCCAAUGCCGGUACCGCCGAUAUAUGUCCCCUUAUUCGAGAAAAGGUUGGCGAUAAGAUAAAUCUGUCCUUCCUUUUCCAGAAGCGCCGUUUCCUCUAUGAACCCGCGAAGCAGACUUUCACUCCACUAACCUACGAAAUCGAUGCGGAGCCCAAACCUCAAAUCCAAUCAUUUCAGAACUCGAAAGGUAUAACGUCUCAGGCUGAACUGACAAGACUGGAGCAAUACUAUGGCACCAACACAUUCGAUAUUCCUGUUCCUACCUUUUCGGAACUCUUCCGAGAACAUGCCGUCGCUCCCUUUUUCGUAUUUCAGAUUUUCUGCGUCGGCCUGUGGAUGUUGGAUGAGUAUUGGUACUACUCCCUGUUUACCCUCUUUAUGCUUGUCGCCUUCGAGAGCACAGUGGUUUGGCAACGGCAACGGACCCUAAACGAGUUUCGAGGCAUGAGUAUCAAACCCUACGAUAUGUGGGUGUACCGACUAGGCCGCUGGACGGAAGUUCAGAGCGACAAGCUUUUGCCAGGUGAUCUCGCUUCCGUUGCGCGCACAAAGGAAGACAGCGGUGUCGCAUGCGACAUGCUUCUUGUUGAGGGCACCGCCAUUGUCAAUGAAGCUAUGCUGUCGGGUGAGAGUACACCGUUGCUAAAGGAAUCGAUACAGUUGCGACCCGGCGAUGUCUCCAUUGACACUGAAGGUCUUGAUAAGAAUUCUUUCCUUUGGGGAGGUACCAAGGUUCUGCAAAUCACGCACGGCAACCCUGACGAGGAGAAACCUAAGCUUGCCUCCGGUGUUCCUGCGCCUCCCGACAAUGGUGCCAUGGCCAUCGUGAUAAAAACGGGUUUCGAGACUUCCCAGGGUAGCUUGGUUCGGACGAUGAUCUACUCAACGGAACGGGUUUCGGCCAACAAUGUGGAGGCCCUCUUCUUCAUUCUUUUCCUCCUCAUCUUUGCGCUAGCUGCCUCCUGGUACGUCUGGGACGAGGGAGUCAAGAAAGACCGCAAGAGGUCCAAGCUCCUUCUCGACUGCGUUUUAAUCGUCACCAGUGUUGUGCCCCCUGAGCUUCCCAUGGAGCUUAGCUUGGCAGUCAAUACCAGUUUGGCAGCCCUGGCUAAGUAUGCUAUCUUCUGUACAGAACCCUUCCGUAUCCCAUUCGCCGGCCGUAUCGAUGUGGCUUGCUUCGACAAGACGGGCACAUUGACGGGAGAGGAUCUGGUCGUUGAAGGUAUUGCUGGCCUCGGUCUUGGCCAUAGUGGUACAAGCACCCCUCAAGAAUCUGAUGGAGCGCAUAGCCAUUUGACUUCCGUCAAGGAGUCUGCAAUGGAGACGACUCUUGUACUGGCUACUGCACAUGCUCUUGUUAAACUGGAAGAUGGCGAGAUUGUAGGCGAUCCGAUGGAGAAGGCUACCCUUGCGGCUCUUGGAUGGGUGUUUGGUAGAAAUGAUACCCUGACAGCAAAACCUUCUGUCGCAGCUGCGGGUGGCAUCUCUGGCACUGUCCAGGUAAAGCGUCGAUUUCAAUUCUCAUCUGCUCUAAAGCGACAAAGCUCUGUUGCGACCGUGAACGCGGCCGACCCGAAGACGGGCAGCAAGAUACGCGGAACCUUGGUUAGCGUGAAGGGCGCCCCAGAAACGAUCAUGAAGAUGCUUGUUGUCGUACCCAAGGAUUACGAAGAAACCUUCAAGUACUUUACCCGACGAGGCUCUCGAGUACUGGCUCUCGCUUAUAAGCAGUUGACCCGUGACAGCGAACUGGGCUCUGGCAGAAUCAACGACCUAAAACGCGAACAGGUUGAGGCUGACCUUACCUUUGCCGGUUUCCUUGUCCUCCAGUGCCCGUUGAAAGACGAUGCCAAACAAGCCGUACGAAUGUUAAACGAGAGUAGCCACCGUGUCGUCAUGAUCACUGGUGAUAAUCCGCUUACGGCCGCCCACGUUGCUAGAGAAGUAGAAAUCGUAGAUCGAGACGUUCUUAUCCUCGACGCCCCCGAACAGAAUGAGGGAGGCGAGAAGCUCGUUUGGCGCAGUAUUGAUGACAAGACUUAUAUCGAGGUAGACGCGACAAAACCGAUUGAUCCCGAAAUUAUCAAGUCGAAAGAUAUUUGCGUUACUGGAUACGCGCUGGCCAAGUUCAAGGACAAUGUUGGUGCGUGGCGAUCACUACUCCGUCAUACCUGGGUGUACGCUCGAGUCUCCCCGAAACAAAAGGAGGAGAUUCUCUUGGGUCUAAAAGAUAUGGGUUACUUCACGUUGAUGGCGGGAGACGGCACGAAUGAUGUUGGCGCACUGAAGCAAGCCCACAUUGGUAUUGCCCUUCUCAAUGGCACGCAGGAAGACUUGACAAGAAUUGCAGAGCAUUCUCGCAACAUCAAGAUGAAGGAACUCUACCAGAAGCAAAUCGAUCUUAUGAAGAGGUUCAAUCAGCCUGCGCCCCCUGUCCCUCCCAUCAUCGCUCAUCUCUACCCGCCUGGCCCCUCCAACCCUCACUAUCAGAAGGCUAUCGAGCGAGAGGCAGCAAAGCGGGGCAUCACUCCUGACGAACUUGCGAAGCUCAAUGGUACCAAUAUUGAAACGGUGACAAGCCCAGCGGCCCAGCAACUGUUGAACCAAGACACUAGAACGGCCAAGCAACGGGAAGCUGCAAACAAGGCUGCCGGUUUUGCUGACAAGAUGACGAGCGCGAUGAUGGAGCAAGAACUAGGCGAUGACGAACCACCAACACUAAAACUAGGUGACGCAUCCGUUGCCGCGCCCUUCACCAGCAAGCUACGAAACGUCAUUGCAGUUCCCAACAUCAUUCGACAAGGCCGUUGCACUUUGGUUGCUACAAUCCAGAUGUACAAGAUCUUGGCACUCAACUGCCUCAUCAGUGCUUACAGUCUCAGUGUUCUUUACCUCGAAGGAAUUAAGUUUGGCGAUGGACAAAUCACCAUCAGUGGAAUGCUCAUGAGUGUUUGCUUCCUCUCCAUAUCUCGCGCCAAAUCUGUCGAAGGCUUGUCCAAGGAAAGACCGCAGCCCAACAUCUUCAACGUUUAUAUCAUCGGCUCUAUCCUAGGUCAAUUCGCAGUUCAUAUUGCCACACUGAUCUACAUUGCCCGAUUCUGUGACAGGCUCGAGCCGCGAUCUGAAAUGGUCGAUCUCGAGGCUGAAUUUACACCGUCGCUUCUGAACAGUGCAGUGUACCUAUUGCAGUUAAUCCAGCAAAUAUCUACCUUCGCGGUCAACUACCAAGGAAGACCCUUCAGAGAAUCCUUGUCAGAAAACCGAGGCAUGUUCUGGGGCAUUAUUUCUGUCACUGCUAUCGCCUUUUCGUGCUCGACGGAAUUUUUACCGGAGCUCAACCAGCAGAUGAAACUGGUCAAGUUUACGAGUGAAUUCAAAACAACGAUGACGGGGAUUAUGGUGCUCGACUACUUUGGCUGCUGGGUCAUUGAGGUUGUGCUCAAGCGACUGUUCAGUGACUUCCGUCCCCGUGAUAUCGCGGCGCGGCGGCCAGAGCAGAACGAGCGAGAGAGAGUUCGGAAAGAGGCAGAGAAGGCAGUGAAAGAUGCCGAAGAGGAGCGGAAGCGGUUAGAGAAGGUUGAGGAGUUCGAGAGGAAGUUGGAAGAAAGAAGACAAAAGAUUCGUGAAUGGGGUCAAGGCACGCCAGCCCAGGCCGCUGCCGGAAGGUGA
This is a messenger RNA of Hypoxylon fragiforme, 4410 nucleotides long. RefSeq lists its product as uncharacterized. Bases 433 to 4410 code for a protein of 1325 amino acids. Gene Ontology annotation, biological process: intracellular calcium ion homeostasis. The record is from RefSeq and is a predicted model, not a curated record. The transcript is spliced from 3 exons. Gene Ontology annotation, cellular component: endoplasmic reticulum membrane. Gene Ontology annotation, molecular function: ATP hydrolysis activity; P-type ion transporter activity; ATP binding. Lineage: Eukaryota; Fungi; Ascomycota; Sordariomycetes; Xylariales; Hypoxylaceae.